CAAACCUCUCUGUUUGUCUUCAUGUGUACAUUGUCUCUGAUCGGGUUGAUAUUCAUAGUGGCUUGCAUCUUCUUUAAUGUUACCUUCAAGUCAUACCGGCAAAUCAAGAUGUCGUCCCCGAAUAUGAAUACUUUAAUAUCCAUCGGGUGCAGUUUGGCGUAUAUCAGCGUAAUCCUACGGGGGAUUAAUGGCUCAAUCCUGAAAGAGCCGCUAAACAUUAUGUGCAAUCUAUCUACCUGGUCCCUUUCUCUGGCCUUUACCUUGUCAUUCGGCAGUUUAUUCUCAAAGACGUGGAGGGUUUACGUAAUAUUUACCAACAAGGCUGUCAAACGAAAGGCAAUAAAAGAUAUUCACCUAGUCGGCAUAGUUGUCUGCCUUUUAUUUCUGGAUGUGUUAUUUUUAUCUCUAUGGGCUGGCCUAGAUCCACAAAAGGUGCGACGGAGGGACCUUUUAAAAGAGUACGAUGAAAACACGGAUGUCUUGCGAAUUCCCUACAUUUAUACAUGCGAAGCAAGACACAAAGCUUACUGGUUAACAGCCAUUUACAGUUCGAAAGGCCUUUUACUCAUGUUCGGAAUUUUCUUUGCUUGGCAAACACGGAAAGUGACAUUGGUUGCGUUGAAUGACUCCAAAGAGAUCGGAUUGUGUGUUUACAACGUGAUGGUAAUGGCCGCGGUAGGUGUACCAGUUGUGAACUUCAUGGACAGUGAACAGGUUGACAUCCUAUAUGGUCUUGAGGCUACAUGUAUCAUUCUCUGCACGACAGUUACCCUGUUAUUGGUGUUUGCGUCGAAGAUGUAUAGUAUCUACCAGUAUGGCGAUCACAUGACUGGAAACAGGCGUGUAGUACCGUCAGACGAUAAUCAAAAACCAGGACCUAGCAAUUCGAGCGCCGCUGGGAAUGUUGAUCAUCUCAAAUGUAAAGUGGAGAUGAUAAAAUUGAAUGACAGGAUUCAAAAACUACAGGUUGCCUUGAAUAGAGCUGGCUUUCAAGAUGCAGCGAUCGCUUUUAAGAAUGAUGAUAUUGAAACAAUCGAAGAUAUUGCCACCGUAGACCUUGUUGAGAAUGUACCACCAGGUGUUUUGUGGACAAAUGUUGAAUCCAUAAACAGUAAGACGCUCGCCAAUCCAGUCACUGAAUAAAUGGAUAU
This is a messenger RNA of Owenia fusiformis, 1151 nucleotides long. Lineage: Eukaryota; Metazoa; Annelida; Polychaeta; Sabellida; Oweniidae. The record is from the annotation of a GenBank genome assembly.